GCGAGGUAGUGUUUUGGGGGGAGGAGGAGGCGGAGGGGACGGUGGAGCUCGCCCAGAUCGGGGCGGAGCGGACGAGGAACGUGCUCGUGCUCAUGAGCGACACCGGCGGCGGCCACCGCGCCUCCGCCGAGGCCCUCCGCGACGCGUUCCGGAUCGAGUUCGGCGACGAUUACAAGGUGUUUGUUAAGGAUUUGUUUAAAGAUCAUGCAGGAUGGCCACUGAAUAACAUGGAGAGAUCCUACAAGUUCAUGCUGAAGCAUGUCCAGCUGUGGAAAGUGGCCUUUCACUCCACCUCCCCUCGCUGGGUCCACAACUCCUAUCUCGCCGCACUCGCCGCCUUCUAUGCCACGAAGUUUGAGGCCGGUCUGAAGAAGUACAAGCCGGACAUCAUCAUCAGCGUCCAUCCCCUCAUGCAACACAUUCCUCUGUGGGUUCUCAAAUGGCAGGCCCUUCAAAAUAGAGUUGUUUUCGUCACCGUCAUCACAGACCUAAAUACUUGCCACCCUACAUGGUUUCAUACCAGUGUCAACAGAUGUUAUUGCCCUUCAGAGGAGGUUUCAAAGAGGGCAUUGCUCGAGGGCCUAGAGCCUUCGCAGAUUCGUGUGUUUGGCUUGCCAAUUAGACCGUCCUUUUGUCGUGCGGUACUUGUAAAGGAAGAGUUGAGAAAAGAGCUUGAUAUGGACCCUGAAUUGCCUGCUGUGCUAUUGAUGGGAGGUGGCGAGGGAAUGGGUCCAGUCAAGACUACUGCAAGGGCCCUUGGAGAAUCACUCUUUGACGAAGAGCUUGGAAGGCCAAUUGGGCAAUUGAUUGUUAUCUGCGGCCGUAAUAAAUCUUUAAGCUCCACACUAGGUGCUCUCGAGUGGAAGAUCCCUGUGAAGAUUAGGGGAUUUGAGACUCAGAUGGAAAAGUGGAUGGGGGCUUGCGAUUGCAUUAUUACGAAGGCAGGGCCAGGUACUAUUGCCGAAGCGCUGAUAAGGGGGCUUCCCAUUAUCCUCAAUGACUUUAUUCCUGGACAGGAAGUUGGAAACGUCCCUUAUGUCGUUGACAACGGGGCGGGGGUGUUCUCAAAAAGUCCGAAGGAGACAGCCAAAUUAGUCGCGCAAUGGUUCGGCCCCGAAUCAGGAGAGCUCAAAAGGAUAUCGGAGAAUGCACUUAAACUGGCUCAGCCGGAUGCAGUGUUCCACAUCGUUCAGGAUAUCCAUGAGCUCGCCGAGAAACAAGGUCCCUUAUCGCGCAUAUCUUAUCCCCUCACUUCAACCUUCUACCAAUCACCAUAACAGCUCACUGUUUCGCUGUUCGAUUGAUCGAUCGAAACCGCCCAAAUCUAACCUCUGCUCUGAGGGUUUUGAAUUGUGCAUAUAUGUACAGCUAGGAUUGGCAUUCUUUGGUACUGAUCAUGGCUCAUUUUGUGCGGUGAAGUCUCUACAUAAUUCUCGCAGAUGUCGUUCUCGACGUAUUAUUAGGUUGUUAGACGUAAAUUCGUGUAUAAUUAUUAUACGGCGUGGAUGAUAGACUUUUGUUGUACAGAUUACUGCAAUUCCUUGUAUAAAAUGCAUGGCAUGUACCUAAGCGUGCGGGAGAAUGUUUUCUUGUUUGUGUUAUUUGUUACUAAUUUUGAUACCAAAGUUUGCAAUAUUAGUAAUAGCUGUGCUGAUAAGCUCUUGUGGAA
Messenger RNA from Ananas comosus (pineapple), 1669 nucleotides. Its product is annotated as probable monogalactosyldiacylglycerol synthase 3, chloroplastic. The transcript has 8 exons. Bases 93 to 1277 code for a protein of 394 amino acids. Gene Ontology annotation, biological process: glycolipid biosynthetic process. The record is from RefSeq and is a predicted model, not a curated record. Gene Ontology annotation, molecular function: hexosyltransferase activity. NCBI's taxonomy places the organism in Eukaryota, Viridiplantae, Streptophyta, Magnoliopsida, Poales, Bromeliaceae.